AUGGGGGGUUUGAAGCUACUCUACCGCCUCCGCGCUCGGUUGAAACGGAGGCCACAGCUGCAACUUGAUGUGAAAGAAACAGAUCACGGCUUCGCGAUCGAAAAAGUCCGGAAGCUCAUCUUUUCCUAUCAAGAUGGUGGCGCCCCGGCGCUGUGGUUUCCUGAGGAUGCCAACUUGGCCGCAGAAUUGGGACAUCUCCAGCUAAUGAAAACCAUCAAAGGGGUAAAGAGUGGCCAGAUCCUCUUUACGAGUAGGAAUCUCAAGGUGUCACGGAGCAAAAUCGCCCGGUGA
Messenger RNA from Ectocarpus siliculosus, 291 nucleotides. The record is from the annotation of a GenBank genome assembly. NCBI's taxonomy places the organism in Eukaryota, Phaeophyceae, Ectocarpales, Ectocarpaceae.